This is a messenger RNA of Vicia faba (fava bean), 1269 nucleotides long. The record is from the annotation of a GenBank genome assembly. NCBI's taxonomy places the organism in Eukaryota, Viridiplantae, Streptophyta, Magnoliopsida, Fabales, Fabaceae.
AUGGCAAACCCUGUAAUUUGGGGUUUUUCUGCAGCGACCAACAUGCUUUUUACUCCUACGUGCCUAGUGUUUUUCUUAGGGGUUAUUGUUGGUUGGUUAUGGAAACCAGAUUGGGCUAGCACAGGGAAAGACAAAUUGGCUAAGUCUUUUGAUUUUGUUUCACCUUCUGGUUCUCCUGUGUUUUCCCCUUUGAAAUUCUAUUCUUCCUCUGUUAAUUCUUCUAUUACAAUGCAAACUCCCAACCCUGAUUCUUUGGGUAUUAAUAAACACGUCAAUAUAAAGGUUUCAUCUUCCUCAACCCCCACCCAAUAUGAUACUUCCUCCAGUACACCGAGUUCCAGUGAAGAUACUUCAAAUGGUGUUACGAUUGAUGAUUUGCAUCAUUUAUACAAGCUUGUGGAGGAGAAAGAUGGAGGGCUCCCUUGGAUACAUAUGAUGGAUCGGUCUACUCCGACUUUGAGUUACCAGGCGUGGCGUAGAGAACCAAAGGAUGGGCCUCCCCAAUAUCGAAGCAGUACUAUUUUUGAAGAUGCUACUCCUGAGAUUGUGAGGGAUUUAUUCUGGGAUGAUCAAUUCCGGCCUAAGUGGGAUGAUAUGCUUAUUAACUCGACAACCUUAGAAGAGUGCCCUACUACUGGAACAAUGAAAGUGCAUUGGGUUCGAAAGUUCCCCUUCUUCUGUAACGACAGAGACUAUGUUAUCGGACGAAGAAUAUGGGAAUGUGGGAGGUCCUACUAUUGUGUUACAAAGGGAGUAGAUUGUCCUUCAAUCCCAAGACAAGACAAACCCAGACGCGUUGACGUGUAUUACUCUAGCUGGUGCAUUCGAGCAGUUGAAUCAAAAAGAGGUAAUGGCCAAUUGACUGCAUGUGAAGUUUUACUCUUCCAUCACGAAGAAAUGGGAAUUCCAUGGGAACUUGCAAAGCUUGGAGUAAGAAAAGGUAUGUGGGGAACAGUACAGAAGAUUGAGCCUGGCUUGCGCGCUUAUCAAGAAGCAAAAGCUUCUGGAGCUCCACUCUCUCGGUCCGCUUUUAUGGCCAGUGUCAACACAAAAAUAAGUCCCGAGUACUUGCAAUCCAUUGGAUCCUCGGAUGAUAUAUCACAAAUCGAAAGUGCAAUCACUUCUGACAAACCAAAGGGCGUGAAUGUACCGAAGAUGCUAGUCAUUGGCGGUGCUGUUGCUCUUGCUUGUAGUCUUGACAAGGGGUUGUUGACCAAGUAUCUUUUAUUUGGUGUCGCUAGAAGAUUUGCUAAUAUGGGUAAAAGAUAG